AUGGGAGCUUGCAGCAGAGUGGAAAGGUUAGCUUGGGCUCCAACCUGUCGUCUGGAAGGAUCAAUCUGCUUUGCAAACAUGGCGAUUGCUAUGCUUGAACCAGCAUUACCCAUUUGGAUGAUGGAGACAAUGUGUUCAAAAAAAUGGCAACUUGGCGUUGCUUUUCUUCCAGCUAGUAUCUCUUAUCUCAUUGGGACUAAUCUUUUUGGGAUACUCGCACACAAAAUGGGAAGGUGGCUUUGUGCUUUACUCGGGAUGCUAAUCGUGGGAAUAAGUAUUUUAUGCGUACCGUUUGCUAAAAACAUUUAUGGGCUCAUAGCACCAAAUUUUGGAGUUGGAUUUGCCAUUGGAAUGGUGGACUCCUCCAUGAUGCCAAUUAUGGGUUACCUUGUAGAUCUGCGUCAUGUAUCAGUCUAUGGUAGCGUGUACGCAAUAGCUGAUGUUGCUUUUUGCAUGGGCUUCGCCAUAGGUCCCUCUGCUGGUGGUGCCAUUGCAAAGGCCAUUGGAUUUCCAUGGCUCAUGACAAUUAUAGGGAUUGUGGAUAUCCUCUUCGCCCCCCUGUGCUUUUUCCUUCGAAGUCCACCUGCCAAAGAGGAGAAAAUGGCAAUACUCAUGGAUCACAACUGUCCGGUGAAGACAAAAAUGUACACCCAGAACAACAUCCAGUCCUACCCCAUAGGUGAUGAAGAAGAAGAAUAUGAAAGCGAUGAAUAA
Messenger RNA from Balearica regulorum gibbericeps (East African grey crowned-crane), 714 nucleotides. NCBI's taxonomy places the organism in Eukaryota, Metazoa, Chordata, Aves, Gruiformes, Gruidae. The record is from RefSeq and is a predicted model, not a curated record.